AUGGAUUACCCGGUUCCGCGACCCAACAGGGAACGACCACCACCCAUAUCUCAGGACGGCUGUCGCACCUUCCCCCGCUAUGAAGAAGGCCUAUCCAGGCCAAGGACAUGGACUCACCGGGACGAGAUAGAAAUAGUCUAUGCUCUUGAGAAACUCGUAACAAAGAUGAAGUGGCCGCCGAAGAUGGGAUUAGACCCGAAUACCAAGAAAUCUGACGCCUUCUGUGAAUUCCACCUAGAACGUGGGCACAAAACAGAAGAACGCAUCGCCUUCAGACAAGAAGUCGUAAACAUGUUACAGCAAGGGCACCUCAAAGAGUUGUUAAGCGAUAACAAGAGAAUCAACUUCGCCAGAGGACGUGAACAUCAAGGCCCACUGAAGCCGCCAUCGCCGGCUCAUACUAUCAACAUGAUCAUCAGCAGCGACGCCGCCUCUAUCAACAACGUGAAGUUCAUCACCACUCACAAGCUCAAGCGAUCUAUCACCCGCGAACGGUACAACAGACUUGAAAAAAGUAUCAUCUUCGACGAGUCGGAUGCCGACAAUUUGACUUUUCCUCAUAAUUAUUCCCUUGUUAUUACUUUACGCAUUUUAGAGACCGAUGUCAAAUGUAUCAUGGUGGACGAUGGAAGUGUAGCAUGCAUUAGCCAUCCCUGA
Molecule: messenger RNA, 657 nt
Organism: Nicotiana tabacum (common tobacco)
Lineage: Eukaryota; Viridiplantae; Streptophyta; Magnoliopsida; Solanales; Solanaceae
Source: RefSeq, a predicted model, not a curated record